AUGGCAUCAGUACUUUCAUCAUUAAAUGUUCUAUAUUUUAGAAUCACUUUUCUAUUAACGAUUUCCUAUUGUUGUUUCAAAGAUGUAAAUUUGAUCUUACAAAACACAUAUUUUUUAAUUCUAACUCAAGCAAUGAAUUUACCAGCGUUACAAUUACCUCAACAUAGUGGUCAAUUAGGGUUAUUUGGUAUUUUAUUUAUCUUUUCCGCAUUGAAUGAUAUUGUUGCCAUUUUGGAAAAUAAUAAGAAAUACUUGAAUUCCAUUGUACCAAUCAGAUUACUUGGAUUUUUCGUCUUAACUGGUAUUUCAUUUCUUUGGGAGACGAAUCUUUUCAUACAUAAUAAUUCUGUUUUCAUUUAUUCAUUUUUGGAAAUGUGGAUAAAUUUCGUCAUAUAUAAUUCACUAAGAGAGGAAAAGAAUGAAGAAUUCAAAUUACAAAACAGAUUCAUGAAUGAUUCUUUAAUUGAAGAACCAACACCAUUUGAAGUUGCAAAUAACGCUGGUGCUGCUACAAUUGAAAUUAUAGAAGAGGAGGAAAUUAUUGAAAAAUAA
Molecule: messenger RNA, 552 nt
Organism: Naumovozyma dairenensis CBS 421
Lineage: Eukaryota; Fungi; Ascomycota; Saccharomycetes; Saccharomycetales; Saccharomycetaceae
Gene: ILM1
Product: Ilm1p
Exons: 1
Coding region: 1-552 (183 amino acids)
Source: RefSeq, a predicted model, not a curated record